Messenger RNA from Misgurnus anguillicaudatus (oriental weatherfish), 1815 nucleotides. The record is from RefSeq and is a predicted model, not a curated record. Lineage: Eukaryota; Metazoa; Chordata; Actinopteri; Cypriniformes; Cobitidae.
AUGGACUUGUACAGAUUUCCCUUUGAUACACAAACCUGCUACCUAAAUCUUCGAUCUUUAUUACUUGAAGAUAAAAUAGUAUUGGGAGCGUGGCCCGAAGUAUACUUACAGUCACUUCAGAUCCCAGGAGAGUGGCAACUUCUACAAGUAACAUCACAGUUCAUUGGAGAUGAUUUCUAUGGACAUGUAUUAUAUCAGAUCACCAUAAAGAGGAGACCUCUUCUGUAUAUAAUCAACUUAAUUUUUCCAGUAUUUUGUUUCCUUGUGCUGGAUGUGGCAUCCUUUUUCAUAAAUGCAUCUGGAGGAGACAAGUUGAGUUUUAAAGUGACUUUACUGCUGUCCCUUUCCGUGUUACUGCAGAUUCUUAAUGACAGACUGGCAGCUUCUGUCAGUGAAAUCCCAUUAAUUGGGAUUUACUCAUGUUCAAUUUUUGUACUUAUUGGCUUAAGCAUUCUGGAGACCAUCUUUGUGAAUAUUCUGAUUGUUAAAGGAAAAGAGACCGAAUCAGCAAUAUCAAUGGAAACCACAGGUGUUGUAAGUGGUCAAGAUGGACACAGCACCGACAGUUUCGCCUUGCGUGGUGUAAGAGACCAUAUGGACACAGAUACCAGUGGAAAUGAAGACUCAACAUGUACCAGUGACACUGAAAAGAGGGCCUCACUGUGCUGGACCAGAGCAGCAAAAAUAAUAGAUGUGACCUAUUUUGUUCUUUACUUAAUCACUGUUAUUGUGCUUAUGUCCAUUCUUGGCAAACGUUGGUUUCUGUUGUAAUAACUCUUACAUAUGAGAUGGCAUGCAAUACUAAAUUUUAUUUGUAUGAAUUUGUUUUCAUGUUGUUUGUGGUGAGUUUAAAACGUUGUUUAUUACAAAGUUUUCUGUUGUCAAUUAUUGUUUUUCUCCUGUAAACAACAGAAAUGCAUGGUUUAAUGUUUAAGAGAAUUUGUCCUUUUCUUUGGCAUAUAGUAGUAUCCAGUAAAGCAUUUGGUAUUAAGUUUUAGACAAUACAAAAUCAUAUUUAUUCUUUUUUGUUUGUGGUGGUGAAAUUGGACAAUUAUUAAAUGUUAUGUUAUAUUAUUACAAUCAGCUUUAAAACGAUCUGUAUAAUGUCAUGCAUUCUGUAUGUCAUAAUUUGCAUGUUUUUAUUAUUUUUCUCCCUGUUUCAUAUUUUCCUUCUGUCUCUAGUGUUUUUUCUGCAAUGUAUUUUAGCAUUUUCAAAUGGCUGAUGACAAAUUUAAGAUCAGAAAAAGGUAGGGGUAAGAUUAAACAUCAAAAGCAAAGAAAACCAAAGGUAGGUCUUCAAAAAGGAUUUAAAAAUUGACAAGGAAAGAGCCAGUCUGAUCUCCAAGGGCAGGGUGUUCCAAAGUAUAGGACCAGCCACUGCAAAAGCAUUUUCACCUCUACGUUUUAGUUUGCUGUGAUGGAUCCUAUCUUAGAUCCUCACGUGCAGAACGUUUUUAUUAUUGUGUUUUGUUUAUUCCAAAUCAUUUAUUUACAUAAUCAUCAUACUCACAUUAUAAUUAUUAGUUAUCCAUAUAAUUGUUUAUUUGAUUAUUCCAUAGUAUUUUUAUUAUAAUCAAUUUCAUUAUUAUAAUUUUAUCAUUAUAUUAUUGUUUAUUCAUGUAUUCAUUCAUUCAUUAUAUUUCUAUGUUUUAUAUAUAUUAUUAUAUUCAUUAUUGUCCCACAUUUAUGAAGUUUCAUGAGCUGUCCUGUCUGUGUAAACAGAGAUAGAUAAAGAGAAUGUUUAUGGAAGUUCAAGGUUUAUGGGAUGUUGCUAUUAAGCAGUUUUGGUAUAACAGGGCAUGUUGAAUUCAUGCU